CAUGUCCAACUCCGUUUGCUGUCCUUGCUCGCCGUGACCUGGCUCUUCUUUCGCGCCGCCUUAAGACUCAUUGAUCGCUCGAUGAUGUAUACUCAAGGGGGCCAGCUCUGAUCAAAGCGGACAAAACAUCGACGAAAGAAUGUAGAGAGCAACGUAUAUUAUUGUGCAUCUACUGACGCGACGGAGAAGUACAGAACAAGCGGGGAAGCCAGUACUGGACGAUGGACUGGCGGCGCGAGCAUGCGGCGUGCUGCAGACAGAUGUCAGUAAGGUGUAUGAGGCGCUGGGCGUGGGGCCCGCCGAUGAGCGGAGAGGCCACGGCGAGAGGCGGCGUCGGCCAAGAGGGAUGCGAGAUCGAUGCUGAUGGGGGGAGGGCGAGGAAGAUGUCAACGAGCGUCGGAAGACGAAGGGCGAGGACACGUACCAGCGUAAGCAAACAUUGCAAGAAGACACAGGAUUCCACCACCUUCGCCCCCAGGCGGCCGACCACCCAUCCAUCUAACCAACCAACUAACCGAAACCUUUCAGAAAAGACCGCCACAAACGCGACCAGGACUGCCCGCGGCGAGUCACAGGGCCACUAAUCCCACACGCCGCCCAGGCUUGCGGGCUAAGCGCGCGCCGGUCUGCCAGCAGCAGGAGGCCCCAGCACAUCCGACAACAGUAUCAGGCCGCCGGCUCGUGGCGAGCGACGGCCAUCCACGGGGACCUUGUCGACGAGAGAAUUCCACGAGGGAAGAGGAAGAGGGACGCUGGCCUAUAUACGGGCGAGAUGUGGCUGUACGAUGUUUGCUCCUGCUUGCUUGUUUGUUGAACGGCCGGGCGCGUGUAUUGGCCCGGACGGAAGCAAACGAUGUUCGCGCC
Messenger RNA from Schizophyllum commune H4-8, 864 nucleotides. RefSeq lists its product as uncharacterized. The record is from RefSeq and is a predicted model, not a curated record. The coding region runs from base 222 to 584 and encodes 120 amino acids. Lineage: Eukaryota; Fungi; Basidiomycota; Agaricomycetes; Agaricales; Schizophyllaceae. The transcript is spliced from 2 exons.